AUGAAAAAUCAAGCUUUGACAAAUUCAGAAAAGCCAACAGCGCGCAGAGGAUCAGAAGAAGCCAGCAGCUAUAAUGGAGAAAGCCACAGCAGAAGACUUAGUUACCACGAUGUUUGGAGAAGAGCGAUGUGAAAAAUUAAAAUAAGGAAAAUGAUCAAUUAUAUGAAUGAAGAAAUUUUGGUUUUUGGGACUUCAAGCACGCUUACUGAGACAAUCAGCAGCUUUAAGUCAAACGCUGACCAGAUUCUAUACUAAUUAAGGUAAAAUAAAAAAUUUUCCACCUAGACCCGCUGAUAUUUUUAUAAAAAUUAGAUUUUUAUAGAUAGUUUAAAGCAUCCAGACUUGGGCAAUCAAUAAUAUAUUCUUUACGUGGGGAUACUAUUAGAAGGGUAGAAAAGCUGAAAACGAGCACAACCAAAUUUCCAAAAUAUUUAAUUCACCCUAAAUCUCUAUGAAAAAAAAAUUGGGAUGCUUUUUUAUUUUUGCUGCUACUAUAUACUGCAAUUGUAACCCCUUUUUAUUUGGCAUUUAUAGAUGUUUACUUCUGAGAUUGGCUAUCUAUAAUGGAACUAAUCAUAGACAGCGCUUUCGAGAUUGACAUUUUUGUGAACCUUUUAAGUGCUGCGUAUAGAGCGGAUGGAACAAUUGAAAAGUCAUUUAAGAAAAACGCUAAAAAUUAUUUAACAGGCUGGUUUUGGUUUGAUAUAACUACAAGUUUACCUUUUACUUUAGUAAGCUAUGUUGUAGAGUCAAAAUCCCAUGGCAGCACUAACCAUUAUAUGAGAAUCGCCAGACUUCCAAGGCUUUAUAAGAUAAUCAGAGCCACAAGAAUGGCAAAAGUCAUGAAACAUUACAAGAACAAUUUACUGAUUGAAAAAGCCCAAGACUUUUUACAAAUGAACUCCAGAAUGUUCAAGCUAACAAAAUUCGUGGUUUCUGUCUGUGUUAUGGUCCAUAUUAUGGGCUGCAUCUGGUUUAUGAUCGACAAUUUCCAGGAUUUUCCUUAUGAUAGUUGGGUUUUUGAAAGAAAUAUGAUAAAUACCCCAGUUUUCCAGCAAUAUUUAAACUCUGUAUACUGACUCCUCCCUCCGUGAGCGAACAAAAAAUAUUGUUAGCUCACGAAGGGGGUAAAACUUUAUAUAUAAAUUUUAAUGUGAUUUCUGAAAAAAAAUUCUGAUUUGCGAAUGCUAAAAUUUAAUUUGUAAAAUUAUUAUUUAAUAAUAUAAGUUGCUUAAAAUCUAUAUAUCAAAAUAUUUUUAGAAAAAUUUUCUGCUCGCUCAUAGAAGGUGAUUUUUCCUCUUAUAAAAGGGAUUUUCUAAUGGUUUUGUUCACUCACAGAUGGAGGGGGUGAGCUUUAGUAACAGUAACAACAGUCGGAUAUGGCGAUAUCCACGCUUAUUCUCCUGUCGAGCAAUGCGUAUCAAUGGCUUGAAUGUUUGUAGGUAUUGGUUUUUAUUCCGUCACAAUUGGUUCUUUAGCGUCCUGUUUUGCUGACAUUGACACCAAAAAUUCAGUCCUAGAAGCCAAGCUAGGCGCCAUUCAUGAAUUUUCAAAAUCAACAGGAAUUUCUGACGAAUGUAAGCAGAAAAUAAGACGCGCUAUAAAAUUCAACACCUCUAAAUCAGGGAAUAUAUGGGCUGAUAAGCAUGGACUGUUACAAGAACUGGGAAAAGACUUAAGGUACGAAAUCUGUCUGUCUAUGUAUGAUGGUGCUGCUAGAGAAAUCCAAUUUUUUUCUGAUAAAGACAAAGCCUUUGUGAUUUCUUUUAUGCCUCUGCUAAAGCCAAUGAAGCUUUCUAAUGAAGAAUUUUUAUAUUGUGAAGGAAAUUAUGCAGGAGAGGUUGUUUUUAUUAUUAAAGGGAAACUUAACCUUGUCCUGCGUCCUAGUAAUUUGGCUUAUAAAAGUUUUUUAAAAGGGUCGUAUUUUGGGGAAAUAGAGAUAUUGAAAAAGAAGCCGAUCAGGAAAAUGAAUGUCAGGUCCUAUGGGACGACCGAGCUUUUGGUUAUUUCUAGGAUGGAUUUCCUUGAUGUUUUUGCAGAGUUUAGGGAAGAUUUGAAGCAUUUGAAGUAUAUUGCGAAUGAAAGGGAGAGGAAAAUAAAGGCGGCAAAAGAGAAAGCUGAAGAUGUGUUGAGGAAAUCUAAUAGGCUUCCACCUGUAUAUACACCACCAAAGCCUCCGAAAGAGGAUGAACUUAGGCUAGGUUAAUUAAAGUCAGGUGUUAGCAAUAUUGGUGAAGCAGUUACCAAAGGAAGGUUCGAAUGCUUUUCGAGGGUCUAUCCACCAAUAAUGGGUGCCAUUUCCGAUACCUUCCGUAGUCCUACGGCUCUGCGACGGGAUUGGGGUAAUUUGAAUCCAAGGAUCAGCUCCUUUAAGUCUUUCAGGUGUCGAUGCGCCUUCCUUCGACAGCUACAGGAAAAAGUCUCCCCUGUGGUCUUGACUGAAAAUCCCAGUUUCUCGGUAGAGGAAUGCCUAUGGGUCCUCGGAUCCAAAGGAAGUUGUCGGUCACCUCCAUUUCCAAUCACAGGAGGCAGCCAAAACCUACCUGGACACACAUCUCCUGAGGUAUAACUUGAUUCUUUACUCGGAAUUCGUCCCAGCUUGCCGUGGCCUUAAGAUCUGAACUUUUGCGCCAAGAGGGUAGGUUGCACGUGUCGCCAUUUUAAUGCAUAUAAGAGGAGGAAGUUAAAGAGACAGACUAGUAAAGAAUAUUUAGCUAUCAAGAGAUAAAAAAUAAUAUUUUCAAGGUGCAGAAAUACUUAUACUUUGCUAAUAUAAAUUGUACAAUUUAUAUUUUUAUAAAAGGGAUUUUAAUUUUAUUUUUAAUAUAUCUCCUAAUAAAAAAAUAAUCUAGAUAAGGUAUAAAAACUUUCAACGUCAAGAUGGCAGUUAUAGAAGCUGAUAUGAAUAGAGCUCAAGAAGCUUUAAGAAGUAUCCAAACUUUACCAGAAGAAUUGAGAGAAAAAUAUAUGAAGAUCCUUUAUGAAAAACUAGCUGAAAUUAUAGAAUAA
Blepharisma stoltei is the source of this 3009-nucleotide messenger RNA. The record is from the annotation of a GenBank genome assembly. NCBI's taxonomy places the organism in Eukaryota, Ciliophora, Heterotrichea, Heterotrichida, Blepharismidae.